GCAGGGUGGGAAUAGUGGGGAAAUCUCGCACUUUCCGUACCGCGAAUGGUGGGGAGAGCUAUGCUUAGCAAUAUUAUGUUGAAACGAGAAACGAAAGAAAGGAACAGUCAGGAACAAACAACUUGCAACAACGCUAAAGAUUAAGUAGUACACAAAAGUCGACAAUUUUUUCCGAAUAAUUCGCAUUGGUCAAAGAACCCCCCUCUUUUCUCGGAACCGACCAGGAUUGACGACAUCGAAGUUUCAUCGUUUGAGGUUAUCAUCUGUCAAAGAUGGAACAAAAGUUGAGGAACCCCGUAUCACAUAGUCGUGCUGAUCGAACUACAGCUGCGGUCAGCCGAAGAUCACCGCCCCCCGAAUAUUUCGUAGAUUUAACCGUCGAUUCCCCAGUUACUCCUCGUCCUCGAGCACCGCUUCGGAGGAGCCGCUCCCUCAGACGACAUCAACACAAUUCUAGCCAGCAAGCGGCAUCAUCGCAAACUGCCACCGUCGAAUUGCCAGAUCUGGAAUUAAUCGACCAUUCUAACAGGCUUUUACCGUUGAAGAAAAGGAAUCGAACUAGCAAAAGUACGCAAGAAACACCUGUAAUUGAGCUGGAUGACAGUACGCCGAGCGAAGCAACUCGGGUCAAUGAUUCUAUGAACGGUGAAAGCAUGGUCUUAACUUGCCCUAUAUGCUUCGAAUAUCUUACAUCUAAACGCAAACCAACAUCGACACGUUGCGGCCACCUCUAUUGUGCGGAAUGCAUAGAGCAAACUCUAUCAAUGUCCAAAAAGUGUCCCAAAUGUCAAUCGAGCAUAACACCAAAAUCUUGCAUAAGAUUGUACUUUUAAUGCGAUGGAAUGAUUUCAAAAUAAUACCUUUGGCUGCCCAUUUGUCAACUAGGGAAAUGGUUGAUUGACAUUCAAAUAAAGCUAUCGAUGACAGAAUCACUCGAUAGCGAUAAUAAUGAUACUGAGUUGGACACAAUAGAAAUUUCAUGAAAUAGAUGGCGAACCAAUAAGCAUAGUCAUCAUGGGCGUUAAGAAAAAUUCCUCUAGUCCGAAAAAUACGGACUUCAAUGAUAAUGGCCAGAACUUGCUGUGCUCACUGGCUUCGACACUUAGAUUCAGUGAUCAAGUGUGCUCUAUAAAUUGAAUGAUUAUGUGCACGCUUGAUAUGUCAACUAUUUCUUCUUCCUUUAUUUUUUCGUUCAUCAACUUUUAGCACUUGACGUGCGCGCAUUUUCCUCAACUCUAUAAGACGUGACAAAUAGAAAAUUGGCCGAAUAAGGGUAUUUGUAGGAUACAUUCCGUGCUAUCGAUAUACUUGAAGAGAUCAAAACGAGUGUGAGAAUUAAAAAAAAAAAAUUUGAUGUCUAUGUAAUAUUUUGUAUCCUUGAUCUUAAUAAACUUUCUUUAUUUUAUUAUCGUC
This is a messenger RNA of Venturia canescens, 1413 nucleotides long. RefSeq names its product E3 ubiquitin-protein ligase RNF4-like. The record is from RefSeq and is a predicted model, not a curated record. Bases 273 to 833 code for a protein of 186 amino acids. Lineage: Eukaryota; Metazoa; Arthropoda; Insecta; Hymenoptera; Ichneumonidae. The transcript is spliced from 4 exons.